This is a messenger RNA of Thlaspi arvense, 291 nucleotides long. The record is from the annotation of a GenBank genome assembly. Lineage: Eukaryota; Viridiplantae; Streptophyta; Magnoliopsida; Brassicales; Brassicaceae.
AUGGACCUGAAUCUACGAGAUGAGAGAGUGAAAGUGAUCGCAGAAGGGAAUGAAUCGAAAGACGGUCAGAUAGUGAUCGAUAAAAUGCAUGGGAAACGAGUCAGGAUACUCGAAAGCGUCGAUUCAAAAGGCUGUUAUGAGAGUUUCGCUUCAAAGAUCAAUGAGAAGAUUCAAUCUGCAGUCAUAGGAAGCUUUGAAGAACAAAGAAAGAACUGGAUCACACCACUGAGCAGGACACUCAGUGUUGAAAACAACAACAAAAAUACACUAAAAACAGUAAAGGAUAUUUGA